GUGCGCGACAUGUUGUCAUACAAUUAAAAUUUAAAUAUUUUUUUUAUAAUAAGUAUUAAAUGUUUUAAUAUUAGAUUAGUAAUAACUACCUUUUUAAAGGCCAAUUAGUUAUAGCUACCUUUUCAACAAAAUGGAUCAACCAGAGCCAAUAAUCGCAAUUAAGAACACCGACCAAAGUCCUCCAGUGGACGACUGUGAUGGUGGUGAUGUUGGCGAACCGGAUCCGCUUGACAUAAUAUUGACUGAAGUUCGAAUGAAACCACGGGAAACUAUCAUCUCAGAUAGCAGCAGUAGUGAAGAAACUUCAGACAACGAAGGCAGUGUAAUUUCAAUAGCGUCGUCUAAAGACACGUAUAGCGGUAUACCAAAAACUAAAGGAGAGCUUUCUUUAACGGAUCUGCCCCCCAUUGAGGAUUUAUGUAUUUCUGUCGAAGAAGAACAGUGCAAACCUAUUGGGAGCAUUAAAAGUAUCGUCGAUUCUUUAGUUGUUGUGGAAGCGUUCAUUAACGUUCCGCCACUCGACAUUGACUCCGUUUUGUUUGUCGACCGUGGGAAGCGCGCCUUAGGAAAAAUAUUUGAAGUGGUCGGGCCAGUCAACAAGCCAUAUUACACUGUACGUUUCAAUGGUUCUGACCAUGUACAAAAAUUCAACGUCAACGUCAAGGAAACGGUUUAUUGUGCACCUCAAACCGAUUAUACAUCUUACGUAUUCAUUUCGAAAGUGAUGCAACAUAAAGGUAGCGAUGCCUCCUGGAAGGAUAACAAUGAACCGCCGCCAGAGUACGUUGAGUAUUCCGAUGACGAACAAGAGAAGUUAGCGAAAAAAAAUAGAAAAAGAAAUAAAAAAACUGUACCGGAACGCCAUGUACAGCAGCAGCAGCAGCAGCAGCCGCCACAGCCACAGCAACAACAAGAAAUUCCUCAGACUCUGGUACGACAACAACAACCGCAAAGCCCACAAGUUUAUCGGCCACAGGGGAACGCUCAGUACCAACAACCAGUGCCGCCAGUAUAUCAUCAUCAACAACAACAACAACAGCCGUAUCCGCAAUUUCAACAGCAACAAAAAUAUCCUGCGUGUCAACCUCCGCAACAGUACGCUCAAUCCUACCAACAGCCACAGCAAUACCCUCCGUACCUUCAACCGCAACAAAUAUAUCCUACGUAUCAACAGCCGCCGCAACAAUAUCCCCUACAACAACAUUGUCCUCCUCCUUUCCUCCGCCGCAAAUACAGCCGCCCCAACAAUAUCCACAGCCACAAGAAAUUGUUCUCAAACAUUAUCGAUGGUAUAAGUAAAAGUUAA
Molecule: messenger RNA, 1306 nt
Organism: Adelges cooleyi (spruce gall adelgid)
Lineage: Eukaryota; Metazoa; Arthropoda; Insecta; Hemiptera; Adelgidae
Product: H/ACA ribonucleoprotein complex non-core subunit NAF1-like
Exons: 5
Coding region: 131-1306 (391 amino acids)
Biological process (GO): box H/ACA snoRNP assembly; ribosome biogenesis; pseudouridine synthesis
Cellular component (GO): sno(s)RNA-containing ribonucleoprotein complex
Molecular function (GO): RNA binding
Source: RefSeq, a predicted model, not a curated record